AUGGCUCAGAUCCAUGGAAACUGUGACCCCAAAUUCAACGAGGUUCGCUCUCUUCUUGAGAAGUACCUCGAGUCAGGCGAAGAAGUUGGUGCGUCAAUAACCAUUGACAUCGACGGCAAAGAAGUUGUGGAUAUCUGGGGUGGACACGCAGACAAGGAGCGAACCAAGCCAUGGGAAAAAGAUACAAUCGUCAAUGUGUUUUCGUGCACAAAGACAAUCACCAGUCUCGCGGUUCUCAUGCUCGUCGACAGGGGAUUGAUCGAUGUCAAUGAGCGCGUUUCGCACUACUGGCCUGAGUUUGAGCAGAACGGCAAACAGGAUGUUCUCGUUAGGCAUUUGCUGGGUCAUACGUCUGGUGUCUCAGGCUGGGAAGAGCCGCUGUCGACUGAAGACAUGUAUGAUGUUGAAAAGACAACUGCGAUGCUGGCAAAGCAAGCUCCAUGGUGGACUCCCGGAACGGCAUCGGGAUAUCAUGCAUUAUGUUCAGGACAUUUGCUUGGAGAACUGGUUAAGCGCGUUUCUGGAAAGUCACUACGCGAGUUUGUGGGCACUGAGAUCGCAGGUCCUUUGGAUGCGGACUUUCAGAUUGGCGCGGCGGAGAAGACCUGGGACCGCAUCUCUCCCAUCAUCCCUCCGGACUUUACGGGAGUUAUGCCAGAGUUUGAAGAGGGAUCAGUUCAAGCCAAGACGCUACUCAACCCACCACUCGAUCCUAAUUCUGUUAACACCGGGCCUUGGAGACAAGCUGAACUUGGCGCUGUGAACGGCCACGCCAACUCUCGCUCACUGUCGCGUAUCCUCUCCGCAAUCACUCUGGGAGGCUCAACCCAAGGCAAGAAGAUACUGUCGGAGGAGACUAUCAAGUUGAUUUUCCAGGAACAGUCUAAUGGAAAGGACUUGGUCCUUGGAUUACCGUUCAGACUUGGCAUUGGAUAUGGACUAACGCCAUCUGGUGCACUGCCUUGGAUACCGGAAGGUAACAUCUGUUUCUGGGGCGGUUGGGGGGGUUCGACUAUUAUUAUGGAUCUGGACAAGCGUAUGACGAUUGCUUAUGCUAUGAACAAGAUGGGUGAUGGGCUUGCCCAAGCCCUCACAGAUCGAAAACCUAUGAGCGAUAGCAUGUCACUGCGCGAUAUACGACAAUCGAUGAAGAGAGACCCAGACGGACAUGGCAUAAGUGCACUGGGCUUUGAUGGUGUCCUUCGUACGUUUGACGCUGAACGGAAUGUUCUUGACGCCGUUGGCCUCAAUCCAGCGCAGAUCAGAGAGUACUACGAUGGUUUGCCAAUGCCCGAGAGAUUCCUCACUGCCGACUGCCGGAGUGUAUCCCGCCAGAAUAUGUUUAACCCCAACGCGGAGGAUAUUCCUAGGAAACCUACAGAGGAGGAUAGAGCUAGAACUCGGGCAUAUAAUGAGGCAUUGAAAAGGCGCGGAGUCUCAUGCUGUGUUGCGGACAAGUCAACUGAUGGUGGCGAAUCAUCCAGCUGA
Molecule: messenger RNA, 1488 nt
Organism: Fusarium tjaetaba
Lineage: Eukaryota; Fungi; Ascomycota; Sordariomycetes; Hypocreales; Nectriaceae
Product: beta-lactamase
Exons: 2
Coding region: 1-1488 (495 amino acids)
Source: RefSeq, a predicted model, not a curated record